AUGUUCGACCCGACAGGUCGCAUUCAGCAGCGUCCGCAGAGCCAGCCGGUUCCCGCGGAGCAGCUUCACCCGUCGCCCGUGAGCCUGGAUGAGCCGCUCAAGGUUGAGAAUCCCGUCACCGCGGCGAAUCCGCACCCGCCUUUCAUGUCGGAGCCGCCGAUGGAGCGCGACCGCGGGUCCUCGGUCGUCUCGUCGGAGCAGGAGGUUGACGGCCUGGGUCAGGUGAACGACCACACCGAAGGCGCAGAGUUCUACGGCCCGACGGGGACGUUCUACUUCCUGGCGCGUUUACGGUCCAGGGCGAACAACAGUGGUACUCAAAAGCAGCCGCAGCAGCCUGGUCAACCGGAUACCAAGACAUCACCCGGCGGCAAGACGCUCAACCAGACGUCAGUCGUCAACCUCCUCCACAGCUCGGACUACUCCACGUCGCCGGACAACCGCCACGGCCAGACGCCAGGGAAAGGCACGCCGUCCGCCAGCGCGGCGACGCGGCGCGACUCGGUGCAGUACGGGAAUGGGAAGAUGCUCACCCCGGCGGACGCGGUGUUCGCGACGGAAGUGGAGCGGGAAUGUGUGCGGCUGUACUUUCAGAACCUGCACAACAUCCACCCGAUCCUGGAGCAGACGGCGUUCGUGAAGCGGUGCGACGAGGAGGUGUGGCAGCGCAAGGCGGCGCUGGAGGAGCCGUCGCAGCAACGCCGCGGGGCGCGGUUCCUGUCGCUGUUCAACUCUGUGAUUGCGAUCGGGGCGAUUACGGCCGGGGAGACGUCGUUGCUGAUGGAGGAUCACACGCUGCAGUUCCUGGACAGGACCGAGCUGCCUGGGGAGAACGAGACGACGUAUCCGCCUAUCAGGCUUGCGAGGCGGUACUUUGAGCGGGCGAAGCUUUAUUUGGAGGACAUCUGCGAGUCGAGCUCGCUUGAGACGGCGCAGACUCUGUUCCUCAUGUCCGUUUUCUGUCAGAAUGCGCUCAAGCCGCACAGCUGUUACAUGUACAGCGGCAUGGCCAUCCGUACCGCGUCGGCCAUGGGUAUUCCUACCAACAUCCGAUCCGAGACUAGCCAGGAAAGUUUGCUCUGGUGGUCUCUGUACUCACAUGAGAUAACAGCAGGCUUCGUCAGCUCUUCCUCGUGCCUCAUCAACCCCAUGGUCGAUCUCGCCAAGAUCCUCAUGUGGAUGACGGACAACCUAAGCCUCCACAACAGCCACACAUCAUUACAGCGGCUGUCGCAAACGGCAUUGAAUCUGGACCGGGAGCUGGACGACUGGAAGUCUGGGCUCCCGCGAGAGCUCAGGUUCGACACUUCGUCGUUGGAAGACAGCGAGUUCGCCAUGAAACAAAAGACAGUUCUCAAGCUUCGCUUCCUGAAUGCUAGAAUCCUCCUCCACCGCCAGUUCCUGAUCCUCAAGACGCCAGAGUCGGACCGCAAAACGCUCUCCCGUCACGUCUCAUCCUGCGUGAAGGCUGCGACUGAGACGAUCCGAUUCAUGCACACAAGCUACCUGCACCGCCCAUACUUCAGAACAUGGUGGUACAACUGCAUGUACCUCCUCGACGCCUGCAUGGUCCUCCUCCACGUCCUCAUCUCCAACAUCUCCUCCCCCUUCUCCAACGAGGAAGUCAUCGAAAACCUCGAGAUGAGCAUCGAGAUCUUCAAGGCGAUGAAGAUGCUCGCCGUCGCGCGGCGGUGCGCCGAGAUCGUCACAGAGCUGCUCCACGUCGCCGCGGCGCCCAAGACGGCUGCGGAAGCGGGCGGAAGCGGUGGCGGCAACCCGCCAAACCAACGACAGGCCAACGAACACGUCGCGCUGCAGUCGGACCCGGCGACGGUGGCGAUGAAGAUACAGGAUGAGACGCAGCAGGCGAUGCAGCAGACGACCUCGCCGAUGUUCAUGACGGAGGGGCUUGAUAUACACCGAGGCGGAGACGAGCUCGGGGAUAAUCUGAUACCGGGCGAUUUCGACGCCAACUUGGUAGACCCGAAUGUCGUGUGGAACUUUUUGAACUUUGAGCAUUGGAACGCGUGGUCUGAUGCCGCCUUCCGCUGA
Colletotrichum chrysophilum is the source of this 2052-nucleotide messenger RNA. RefSeq lists its product as uncharacterized. The transcript is spliced from 7 exons. The coding region runs from base 1 to 2052 and encodes 683 amino acids. Gene Ontology annotation, molecular function: DNA-binding transcription factor activity, RNA polymerase II-specific; RNA polymerase II cis-regulatory region sequence-specific DNA binding; zinc ion binding. Gene Ontology annotation, cellular component: nucleus. Gene Ontology annotation, biological process: DNA-templated transcription; positive regulation of transcription from RNA polymerase II promoter by galactose. Lineage: Eukaryota; Fungi; Ascomycota; Sordariomycetes; Glomerellales; Glomerellaceae. The record is from RefSeq and is a predicted model, not a curated record.